CGCCCCGGUGCGCAAGGAAUUUCGCUUGCCACAAGUAUUGCUUGCUGCAAAUGGUGACAAAUACCAGCCCAAAAAUGCGGAAAAAACAAAAAAACGAAAGAAACCGCGAAGCAGCAUCAGUGGUCGCCAUGGGAGGAGGACGAGGAGUUGAUGUUAUCCACUCCUGCCCCAUUCGACCUCCUCCGUCGCGGCGGUGCCCCGCCAAAAACCCCCUUCCAUCCAAAGACGCGAACCCCAGAGAGCUCCAAAUCACACAUACCCCUCUUUGCUCAAAAGCUCCUCGUCGAGACGCCCUUCUACUUUUCGCCCUCCCCGCUCUCCUUCCCUCCCUCGCGGACUCCUCCUCCGCCGCCGCCUUCUCUCUUGGCAUUCCGGGGCCCAAGGAUUGGCUGAGAGAUCAGAAGAAGAAGGCGGCCAGGUUCAUCUUGGCCCCAAUCGAAGACUCCCGCGAGAGCCUCCGCAAUGCUUAUCUCUUGCUCUGUACUCUCCCUCACUUGUUCUUUUCUUUCUUUCCCUUCUUUCCCCUUUGCCCCCUUUUUUUGCUACCUUUUGGUCCAAUUGUUAGAUUCUUGAACGCAGCAUCGGAAGCCGGAUCUCCGGUGGAGGAUUCUGGAGAGGUUCGGAGGCUACUGAACUUGGCGGUGAAGGAUUGUGUUCCACAGCGGAGGAGUUCCCUUGUCGAAUUCCAAUCCCGAACUGGAGUGGAGGUGUGCACAUUCCGUUUGCUUGUGAAGAAUGCGGCUUCUUUGCUUGAUAAAGGCGAUCCGGUAAAAUUGGAUGUAGAGGCUAUGCUCAAUGAUCUUAUAAGAUCAUUUUCCUUGCUUGGCAGUGUCAUUGACAGCAGCAACUUCGAGUUCACAACUGAUAGGGGUCAACCUUGUAAAGUUUCAGGAUAUGGUGCUAGCUGCAUCAAAUCAGUUUCUCCAUCAGACCUAAUCUUCUCUGCCUUCUGCACCAAGCAAGCUCAAUAUGCUCCAAUUGGUCUUGUCUAAUUUUUUAUUUUAUUUUGUUUUGUUCCUGGCAAAUUUUAUACUAGUAUUGUAGAAUGUCUAUUUUUGUUAAAAUUCUCAUAUAUGACUGUCCCCUUUAUUCUGAUGAAUGAUGAGAUUUGUUGAAGACGUCUCUGCUGUGCUUUUCAAGUCAAAGUACCAAGAAGAUUUGGCAACCUUCUUUGUGAAAGAUAUUGUAAUUACUUUGGCUUGUGUGCUAGUUGUUCAACGUUAUGAGUUUUUGAUUCUAGUUUUGGUAGUGUGUGAAAUUGGUUUUUCUUUUCCUUUCAUCAUGACAACAUAUUGUGUAUAAACUAAAAGCCACGGACUAUGCUUUCAAUGUGAAUGAGAGGUUAACACGUGGAAUAUUUUCUCUAAAAGGAAACCAAGAGGGAAAAGAUGAUAUAUCUAUAUUAUAAAGAUGUGCCAAUUUGGUACUUCUUUCAUAUUACAAAGAAACCUGCUUUUUUUCCAAAAAGAAAGGUUGACCUUAUGUAAGACUAGAUGUGCAGAAUUGUGUUGAAUGUUAAUCUUUUCCAUAGGUCAAUGGCAUAUUUUGCUUGAUCUUGUACCCUUGACCUGACAGGCAAAUGUCCUACAAGGCUACAACAAUGUUUCAUGCUAAAUGGUCUUGAACAAUAUUGUAGCUGCAAUAUUCCUCAGAGUUUCUUGUUGCAAGAAUGCUCUAUUGAAUCACAAGAUAGGUCUCUGGUCUUUCACAAGGCCACACCAAAUGGGACAAGCAUGAGGAAAAAAAUGUAAGGUACACGAAGAAAUUUUUUGCCUUUCCUUGGAAAUUGGAAUUUUAUUUGUUUGAGUUGUGAAUAUAGCAUAA
Molecule: messenger RNA, 1824 nt
Organism: Elaeis guineensis (African oil palm)
Lineage: Eukaryota; Viridiplantae; Streptophyta; Magnoliopsida; Arecales; Arecaceae
Source: RefSeq, a predicted model, not a curated record